Molecule: messenger RNA, 760 nt
Organism: Drosophila arizonae
Lineage: Eukaryota; Metazoa; Arthropoda; Insecta; Diptera; Drosophilidae
Source: RefSeq, a predicted model, not a curated record
UGGAUAGUUUUUCAAGGCUGUCAAAACAGUUCUCCAAUAUAUAUUCACAAUAUAUAUCCAAUGAACCGACACAACUGUAAAAUCAAUUCAUUCAAGCAAAGCAUUCAACAUGUCCUCCGGCUCAUCCAAUAUUGAUCCCAACGAGUUCAAUGAGAUCAAUGGGGCAAAUGCUGGCAACUCGGAAAGGGAACACCAUAAUGAGGCAGAGGAGAUGCCACACCCGGAGAUGCAGCACCCGGACAUGUCGGGAGCAACGCCGCGAUCGAGUCAUUCAAGGGGCGCCAGUGGGCAAGGUCGACGCAUCAGGCAGCGGAUGUUGACGCCAGGGAUUGGCAAUCAGUAUCGCAUCUGGGUCUAUCAUCCGAUGCAUGAGCCGCACCCGAAUCGUCAUACCCUCAAUCGCAUCAUAUUCUCGAUAGCUCGAGCCUUGCGCACCCGUCGCUCUGUUCCGCCCCAGCCGGGCCAGCGUCCCGGCGUGAUCUACAGACGAAACGCUGAUCUGAUAACCAUUGAUGUGGAGCGGGACUUUUCUAGCUAUGGACGUUCCUAGCGCGGUAUUUUUUAGUCAAGAUAGCGCCGUGAUACUAUGAAUACUAGACAUACAUAGAAAAUCGCAUAAAUAAAUUCAUGAAUCGGAUUUCGUGGGGUUUUUCACAUGUCAACUAUAAGAACUGAUCGACUACUAAUAGCAAGUUAGCCUGGUACAUGAGAAUUGUCUAUGGRAGAUUAUAAAUUUAUUAUAAUUAUUUUAUUUAAAGCU